Molecule: messenger RNA, 439 nt
Organism: Chenopodium quinoa (quinoa)
Lineage: Eukaryota; Viridiplantae; Streptophyta; Magnoliopsida; Caryophyllales; Amaranthaceae
Product: low temperature-induced protein lt101.2
Exons: 2
Coding region: 92-256 (54 amino acids)
Cellular component (GO): membrane
Source: RefSeq, a predicted model, not a curated record
AUUUUGUUGUACUAGUAGUCAUAAUUGUAGGUGGAAGGGAGAACAACAAAAACAGAACCACAAUUGAAGAAUACCAAGUGAUAAGAAAAGAAUGGGAUCUGAGACGUUUGUGGAAGUCAUACUUGCAAUUCUGCUGCCACCACUUGGUGUCUUUCUCCGUUAUGGCAUCGCGGUUGAAUUCUGGAUAUGUUUGUUAUUGACAAUAUUGGGCUACAUACCGGGAAUUAUAUAUGCUCUUUAUGUUCUAGUUGCUUAAAAAUAUGUACUACGUAUUAAGAAACUACUCCUACUACCAGUGUACUUGGUUUUUGUAAUUGUACGAUACAAUGUACUCUUUCAAGCCAUUUGUUAUCUUGAUUUUUUCCCCUUCUAUGCGUGUUAGCUUUCUUGUAUAAAUUUGUGUGAUUUUACCUUUCUAUAAUAUUCCUAUUUCAAAUGU